CUCACUUUAUUUCUGAUUCCUUCUCACAUCAACCAGGUUCCCGCGAACCGCGUGCGUCUCAAUGCAGGCGUAAACUGACUUAAUGCCUUCAGCUGCUCUGGACUCCGUGGACUACGACCCGAUCGACCACCUCAACGCCCUCUUCUCGCACCCCUCGACCCUCCCCGCCGUGCGCGCCACCUCGGCAACGCUCCGCAACUACCAAGAUGACCUAGACGAGGACAUCGCGGCCUUCGUGGCCUCGCAGACGGCCUCGGACGCCUCGAGCGUGCAGCGCAUCCAAGCCGCGAAGGCCGAGCUCGCGGACCUCUUCCGCAAGAUCGAGAAUGUGCGCGCCAGGGCUAUCCAAACCGAGCAGGCCAUCACGGAGAUGACGGCGGACAUCAAGCGGCUGGACCACACGAAGCGCAACCUCACGCUGUCGAUGACGGCGCUGAAGCGCCUGCAGAUGCUCACGACGGCGUACGAGCAGCUGCGCGGCCUGAGCAAGACCCGGCAGUACCGCGAGUGCGCGCAGCUGCUGCAGGCCGUCAUCCAGCUCGUCGCGCAUUUUAAGAGCUAUAGGAGCAUUGAUCAGAUUGCGGCGCUGAGUCGGAAUGUGGCGGAGCUGCAGCGGGAGUUGCUGGAGCAGAUUUGCGAGGAUUUUGAGGUUAUAUUCGCGAAGGGGGAGGUGGGCGCCCGCAAGGCGAUGCUAGGCGAGGCGUGUUUGGUUAUGGAUGCGCUGGGGGAGCAUGCGAGGGUGAGGUUGGUGAACUGGUAUUGCAAUACGCAGCUGAGGGAGUAUCGGCAGGUGUUUCGCGGGAAUGAUGAAGCUGGCUCGCUGGACAAUAUUUCCAGGAGGUAUUCGUGGUUCAACCGGAUGCUGAAGACGUACGAUGUCGAGCAUGCGUCGAUAUUUCCGCCGUAUUGGAAGGUUAAUGAGAUGCUUGCGAAUGCUUUCUGUGAGGGCACGAGAGACGAUUUUAAGGCUAUACUCCAGCGGUCAACGCGACGGACCGAUGGCCAGACGUUGGAUGUGAAUUUACUGCUCUCGUGUUUGCAAGAGACUCUAGAUUUCGAACACAAUCUGGAGAGGAAAUUCUCGAACGAGUCUCGAUCUUCGAUAGACACCAUGGCUUCGAAAGACGAUCGGCCACACGCGUUUGGUCAAGCCAUAUCUGAGGCUUUUGAGCCUUAUAUGAGCCUCUGGGUUGAGUCUCAAGACAAACAACUUGGAACACUAAUACCCAAGUAUCGACAACAACCUCUCCGUAACGCUGAAGAGGAAUUCUCGUCUCAGGCAGUCAUUGCUUCAUCUACGGAACUCUUCCACUUCUAUCGCCUCACGCUUGCUCAAUGCGCGAAGCUCUCUACCGGAACUAGACUGCUCGAGCUAUCUACAACGUUUGCGAAGUACCUAGAUCAGUAUGGUCAGCAGGUGCUGUAUCACUUCCUCAGCGAGCGGCCAGGUCCGCAGGAGCCCUCUCUAGAAGACAUUGUUCUCAUAUUGAACACGGCCGACUAUUGCUAUCUCACGUCCAACCAGCUUGAGGAGAAGAUCAAAGCCCGUAUCGACGAAGAUCUAAGAUCUAAAGUCGACCUCCAAAGCCAGGCCGAUGCCUUCAUGGGUAUAGCAAGCGCAGCCGUUCGAACUCUCGUCCGUAAAGUCGAGAUCGACUGCGAGUCGAGCUGGAGAGAAAUGCGCAACACGCCAUGGAGCAAGCUCGAGAGCGUAGGCGAUCAGAGCACGUAUGUCGCGGAGCUGUUGCGACACGUGAAGGCCAAGUCCGGGGAAAUCCUCGCUUUACUGCACAAGCAGCAAUACGCGCGUGCGUUUUGCGACAACCUGGUCGACCUAAUGGCGAACACCUACAUCGCCAACAUCGUGCAGAGCAGGCCGAUCUCCGAGGUCGGCGCAGAGCAAAUGCUGCUAGACUCGUACGUCCUGAAGAAAGGCUUCACCGAAAUCCCCGUCAUCAACGAAGAGCCCGGCACACCGCCCCCAGCCAGCUUCGUCAAACGCGUCACGCACUCCAUGUCCAAAACCGACCCGCUCCUCAAAACCCUCCAAGUGCGGCCCUCGCCGCCCGAAGCCCUCGUGCAAGCCUACCUCAUCCACAUCGCCGACCGCUCCGACGCAAACUUCCGCAAAAUCCUCGACCUGAAAGGCAUCCGCAAGGCCGACCAGCCGCACCUCGUCGACCUCUUCGCCGCGUUCCGCGCCGCGCCCGCCAACAACGCGAACCUCGUGCCGCAGUCCGCGCUGCUCACCCCGCUGCUGAUCCCCUCCGGGCAUAUCGGCACGGGCAUGGGCAGUCUGGGGAAUGCGUCGAGUGUCAUGGGCACGCCGGGCUUGGCGGGGGGCAGGUUUGAUCCGGCGACGUUUGGGAGCGCGUUGAUGAGUGCGGCGAGGGAUGGAGUGGAUCGGUUUGGGAGUCCGGCGUUGGGGAGUAGUAGUGCGACGAUGGGCGGCACGGCGGGUGGGGCGCAGCAAGGCGGGCAGCAGGAGACGGAGAAGGGGGCGGCGGGGAAUUUGGAGGGGAACUUGAAGAAUAUCGGGAAGUUUUUUCGGAGGGAUAUGAGUAGUUUUGGGCGGUUUGGGAGGGGGGAGUGAGGAGGGGGAAGGUGAGUUGAGUUGAGGAUGAGAGGAAGGGAAAUGAUUGGGAAGCGUGAGGCGUGGCGUGUGACACUAACUUAGGGGGCGGCUUUGUUAGAAAUGUAUCAUAAGUUUUGGGUACACAGAUAUUUCACAGCACGCGUUCCGAUUGUGCUCGCUCAAC
Molecule: messenger RNA, 2759 nt
Organism: Mytilinidion resinicola
Lineage: Eukaryota; Fungi; Ascomycota; Dothideomycetes; Mytilinidiales; Mytilinidiaceae
Exons: 6
Coding region: 83-2593 (836 amino acids)
Biological process (GO): retrograde transport, endosome to Golgi
Cellular component (GO): GARP complex
Source: RefSeq, a predicted model, not a curated record